Messenger RNA from Chenopodium quinoa (quinoa), 1256 nucleotides. RefSeq lists its product as uncharacterized. Lineage: Eukaryota; Viridiplantae; Streptophyta; Magnoliopsida; Caryophyllales; Amaranthaceae. The transcript has a single exon. The record is from RefSeq and is a predicted model, not a curated record. The coding region runs from base 1 to 843 and encodes 280 amino acids.
AUGGCCAAGCUUCACUCCGAAUUCGCAAUGAAGGAUCUCAGUAUCCUCAAUUCUUUUCUCGGUAUUUCGGUUACUCAUCAUGCAAAUGGCCUAUUUUUAUCUCAAAAAUCAUAUGUCGAAGAAAUCAUUGCUAGAGACAAUAUGUCAUCUUGCAAUCCUUGCUCUACUCCGGUCGAUUCUAAGGCAAAGUUAAGUGCGACUUCAGGUCCCCCUGUUGAGGAUCCAACUCUCUACCGUAGCCUAGUAGGCGCCCUCCAAUAUCUCACAUUCACGCGCCCCGACAUCUCCUACGCGGUGCAACAAAUAUGUCUCUUCAUGCAUGACCCUCGUCAAGAGCAUAUGCAAGCUCUAAGACGCAUCAUUCGGUACUUAAAAGGCACCCUCAAGCUCGGACUGCACCUCUACUCGUCCUCUCUCUCGGCUUUGAUCUCCUAUACCGACGCCGAUUGGGGUGGCUGCCCCGACACAAGGAGGUCUACCUCGGGCUAUUUCGUUUUUCUUAGUGACAACCUCAUCUCGUGGUCUGCCAAACGCCAGCCAACCCUCUCUCGUUCAAGCGCCGAAGCCGAAUACCGCGGCGUGGCAAAUGUGGUGGCUGAGUCGUGCUGGCUUCGCAACUUACUGCUGGAAUUGCGGUGUCCCAUUCGCAAGGCCACUGUUGUCUACUGCGAUAACGUCAGUGCAGUUUAUCUCACCAGCAACCCCGUGCAGCACCAACGAACAAAGCAUAUAGAAAUGGACAUCCAUUUCGUCAGGGAAAAGGUCAGCCGCGGACAGGUUCGAGUUCUCCAUGUCCCCUCUCGUUAUCAAAUAGCCGAUAUUUUCACCAAGGGGCUUCCGUAACAGCCUUAGCGUUCGAUUACCUCCCGCUACGACUGCGGGGGUGUAUUAGCCUAUGUAAAUGUGUAGUUGUGUAUUUACUAUAAUUGAUAAUCAUUCCCAAUGUACUCUGUAUAUAUACUCACAUACUAAGCAAUGAGAAGGCACGGAACAUAUUCCUACAAAAACAAACAAAACAAAACUAACGGAUAAACAAUAGCUUACAAAAUUACAAUACAAAAAUAUUUUACUUGCAACUUUCAGUUUGACAAAAACUGCAUUUGAUGGAGUAUUCAUCUCCAUCAUUGGCGUAGCAAAACUUGAUUAUAUACAUUAGCAAGGGGCAUUGGGAGCUAUGGGAUCGGGGCGAAUGUAAUACUCGCUAGCUAGCUUUUGGUAGGAGGCAAUGAAGAAGGAUGUAUCUUCUUUCGGAACCA